Molecule: messenger RNA, 702 nt
Organism: Amaranthus tricolor (Joseph's coat)
Lineage: Eukaryota; Viridiplantae; Streptophyta; Magnoliopsida; Caryophyllales; Amaranthaceae
Exons: 1
Coding region: 1-702 (233 amino acids)
Source: RefSeq, a predicted model, not a curated record
AUGUUCACUAAAAGAGAUGGCAAUGAUUUUACUGUCAUUGUUGCUUAUGUUGAUGAUCUCUUGAUUUCUGGUUCAAAUAGGUUCAUCAUCUCUCAUAUUAAAUCUCAACUUCACCAGGCUUUUACAAUCAAGGACCUGGGUGAUUUGAAGUUUUUUCUUGGCAUUGAGGUCCAUAGAACUUCAGAAGGGAUUCUUUUGAAUCAAAGAAAAUACAUUCUUGAUUUGCUUCGGGACACAAAAAUGGAAAAUUUCAAAUUUUCUCCUUUUUCAUUGCCCAAAGGUCUCAAACUUAGUACUUUGGUUGGUGGUUUAUUGGCUGAGAUCUACAGAAGACUUAUUGGGAAACUCCUAUAUUUGAACAUGACUAGGCCAGAUAUUUCCUAUUCUGUGCACCAACUUAGUCAAUUUUUAAGUGCUCCCAGGGCUCCUCAUUUUGCUGCUGCUUUACAUGUCCUGAAAUAUCUUAAGGUUUCUCUCAAUACAGGCUUAUUUUACAAUUCUAACAUUGAUUUUCAACUACAAGCUUAUAGUGAUGCUGAUUGGGGAACUUGUGCCUAUUCUGGCAAAUCUCUCACAGGUUAUUGUGUUUUUCUUGGUCAGUCCCUUAUUUCCUGGAAGACAAAGAAGCAAAAGGUUACUUCCAAAAGUUCCACAGAAGCUGAAUAUAGGUCUAUGAGUCAGACAACUAGUGAAUUAGUCUAG